Paramecium primaurelia is the source of this 2266-nucleotide messenger RNA. The record is from the annotation of a GenBank genome assembly. Lineage: Eukaryota; Ciliophora; Oligohymenophorea; Peniculida; Parameciidae.
AUGACAAUUCAUUCUUCUUCUGCUAAUGAAUUAAGUAUAGCAGAAGAAAGAUAUUUAAUAUCUAGAUAGAAUUCUAAAUAAGAUAUUCCCAUUUUUUAAUAGAAUGAAGAAAUUAAAAGCUUAAAAUAAUUAAAAAGUCUUAAUGAAAAGAAAAGUUUAAAUGAAGAAACCAUUAAAAAUGUUUUAAAUAUUGAUACACCUUAACCAUAAGUAUUUACAUCUAGAGGAGAUCCAGAAUAACAUCUAUUAGUUGAUAAAGUUAAAACUGAAAGUAAAAAGUAAUCAGUUAAAUCUCAAACAUAAGGUGGAGAUGGAAAAGAAUCACAGUAACAAUAAUAAGAUGUAAAAAAAGAAGAAUUUUUUGAUAGAGAAGAUUGUUCUUAAGUUUCUUCUAUAAGAAUGCUUAGAAAUUCUAAAUUUUAUAGGAAAUAUGAUCUAUAUAAUAAAUUUAAUAAACAUAUGCCUUUAAAAAGAUAACAUUAAUUCUUAGUCAUACUAUUUGUAUUAAGUUUAAUUAUUUAAGGAUUAUUCAUAAUUAUUGUAAUAUAUUAAAAUAAUAUUUUAGCAAUUAACAAGUUUAAAUUUGGUGUCCUUUGCUAUUGAUAUCAAUUUAUUAGAAAUCAAAAACUUAUUCUUCUAACCAAUGGAUAUGUUUCUGGUUACUAGAUGGAAUUUAUGGACUUAUAAUUUUUAAAAGUCUAACGGCAUUAUAUCUCAAGAAGAAUACAAUUCAGUUUCAAAAUUUGCGACUUCAAAUUUAGGACUAGGAUUUGAUUCUCUUAAUUCAAAUUUAAAAUUAGUAUUGAAUCGUUAAGAACUUCAAGGUUUACUACAAACUAAAUAUAUAGAAGCUUAUUCUUAUCUUGAUACAUAUAAAUCAGAAUAAUAUAAUAUGACACUAAGGACAGCGAUAUCUGUUUUAUUAAAUUUCUAAUACAUUUUGAAAAUGAAUUACAUAUAUGAAAAAACGGUUAAAGCCGACAGUCCUUAAAUCUUUUAUAGUUUUAAAAAUUAUCCUAUAAUCAGAGAUAUUAUGACUUAAUUGAAUUCAGAUAUAAUGGAAUAAACAAUAGCAAGAGGAUAAAAUUUUGAAGAUGAAAUGGAAACUCUUUUUUUAUUUCAGUAGAUAUUUUUGAUAUUAAUGGUACUUUCUAUUAUCUAUGCUAAAAUUUAUAUAAAUAAAAAACUAAUAUUGUUUUUACAUUUGAGUUAAUAUUCUGAUAAUGAUGCAAUUUAACAUGAGAUUUAAAAGUUUAAGCAAUUACUUGAUAAAUUAUAAUCAGAUAAUUCUUAUAAAUUUAAUUAUUCUCUUAAAAUAGCAGAUAAGGAAUUUUAAUUUUUGGAAUAAAAAGUAGAGAAAGAGAAUAAAAAUACAAAAAAUUUAAGGAAAAAAAGAAUAUCUCCUUAUAGAUUUGUAUUUAUUCUCAUUUUAUUUUAUUCUAUACUUACUAUAAAUAGUAUAGUAAAUUAUUAUGAAUUUUAAAAGUAUCUAAAAAAAUAUCCUGAAACAGCUUAAUAUAAAAAAUAAUUGGCUGAUCUUGGUGGAGAUAUACCAUUAAUGUUUGCUUAAAGGGAAGUUCUUUAUGGUAGAAAAAACUAUAUGUACUUAGAUGCUACUUAUUUCGAUAGGAUGUGGUAUUAUAUUAUGGAGUCUCUCAAUAAUACUAAAUUAUUUACAUCAUAAGAUCCAGAUUUUAAUAAGUAAUUUAUAAUAAUCAUAUUUAAAGAAUGCUUGUGACUAAUAAUUUUAAAGACUUUUAUGCUUAAAUUCAAUUAAGUGAUUUAUGUGAAUAUUUACCAGGAGAUAUAAAGAUUAGAGCAGUAUCAUUAUGUCCAACUAUAAUGAAUUAAAAUAUGAGACAUGGACUUAAAGCGAUGUUGAUAUAUAUUCAAAACUUAAUUGAGACUGAUGUUGCAAUCAAUAAUUUUACUUACAGAGCAGUUCCAACUUAAAAUGAAUUAGAAGGAGCAUUUAUGAUAUCUGAAGUUAUAAAUGUAAUGAAUUCUUAUUUUUAUAAUGAUUUAAUUGAUGUUACAACCAAAUUGGUGGAUCAAUAAUAAGUAAAUUAUUCUAUUAUAAUAGAUUUUCAAUAUUUGUUAUUUAGUUAUACUUUUCGUGGUUUUAUUGAUUAUAAUAACUGAAGUUAAGAACAAAAUAUAUGAAAAUAGUAAGAUCAUAAUACAUUUUGUAUAUGUGAUACCUUCCCAAACAAUAUUCACUGAUGAUACAUUUGAAAGAACUCUUAGAACUUUAAUCAAUUUCUGA